AUGAGUCUGCUAAACUGUGAGACCAGCUGCGCUUCCAGCCAGUCUGAGAGCGACUGCUGCGCAGCCAUGGCCAGCUCCUGCGGCGCGGCAGCCAAGGAGGACAGCGUGGGCGCCGCUGCCAGCGCAGGGAAUCUCUCCAGCUCUCUGAUGGAAGAGAUCCAGGGCUACGACGUGGAGUUUGACCCGCCCCUGGAAAGCAAGUAUGAGUGCCCCAUCUGCCUGAUGGCGUUACGGGAACCAGUGCAGACACCAUGCGGCCACAGGUUCUGCAAAGCCUGCAUCACCAAGUCCAUAAGGGAUGCAGGUCACAAAUGUCCUAUUGAUAAUGAAAUACUGCUGGAAACUCAACUCUUUCCCGACAAUUUUGCAAAACGAGAGAUUCUUUCUCUUAUGGUGAGGUGUCCAAAUGAAGGUUGUAUGCACAAGAUGGAACUGCGGCAUCUUGAGGAUCAUCAAGUGCAUUGUGAGUUUGCUCUUACAAAUUGUCUUCAAUGCAACUGUCCGUUACAGAAGUGCCAACUUAACACUCACAUUCUCCAGGAGUGUCCAAGAAGACAGGUUUCUUGUAAGAACUGCGCUAUGUCAAUGGCAUUUGAAGAUAAAGAGAUGCAUGACCAGAGCUGUCCUUUGGCAAAUGUCAUCUGUGAAUACUGCAGUACCAUGCUCAUCAGAGAACAGAUGCCUAAUCAUUUUGACCUGGACUGUCCUACAGCCCCAAUUCCAUGCACUUUCAGUUCUUUUGGUUGCAAUGAAAAGAUGCAGAGGAUUCACUUGGCACGCCACCUCCAAGAGAAUACCCAGUCCCACAUGAGGAUGCUGGCCCAGGCCGUUCAGAGCUUAAACCUGGCCGUGGCUCCCGCGCCGCAGCGAUACGAGCCUGCGUCCCUGUCCCGGGUCUCCUCUGGGUGUAACCCAGAGGUCUACAACUUCCAAGAAAUCAUUCAACAGCUGGAGGGCCGCCUCGUCCGACAGGACCAUCAGAUCCGGGAGCUGACUGCGAAGAUGGAAACUCAGAGCACGUACGUGAGCGAGCUGAAACGAACCAUCCGAACCCUGGAGGACAAGGUCGCCGAAAUAGAAGCACAGCAGUGCAACGGGAUUUACAUCUGGAAGAUUGGCAACUUCGGGAUGCACUUGAAAUCCCAGGAAGAGGAGAAACCCGUGGUCAUUCACAGCCCUGGCUUCUACACAGGCAAACCCGGAUACAAACUCUGCAUGCGCCUGCACCUGCAGUUACCCACUGCCCAGCGCUGCGCCAACUACAUCUCCCUCUUUGUCCACACGAUGCAAGGGGAGUACGACAGCCACCUCCCCUGGCCCUUCCAGGGUACCAUCCGCCUCACGAUUCUCGAUCAGUCCGAAGCGCCUAUCAGGCAAAACCACGAGGAGAUCAUGGAUGCCAAGCCGGAGCUGCUUGCCUUCCAGAGACCCACGAUCCCGCGGAACCCGAAAGGCUUUGGCUACGUGACCUUCAUGCAUCUGGAAGCCCUACGACAGAGAACCUUCAUCAAGGAUGACACUUUGGUUGUACGCUGUGAGGUCUCUCCUCGCUUUGACAUGGGCAGCCUUCGGAGAGAGGGUUUCCAGCCUCGGAGCACGGACGCGGGGGUAUAG
This is a messenger RNA of Pipistrellus nathusii (Nathusius's pipistrelle), 1614 nucleotides long. The record is from the annotation of a GenBank genome assembly. Lineage: Eukaryota; Metazoa; Chordata; Mammalia; Chiroptera; Vespertilionidae.